CCAGCUGGGGCGAGGAUUUCAGUCACAGCGAAGACCCCUGGAAGCUGCAGGAGAGGAGAUACCACGUUCGGCUGGAUAAGACCGCGAAAGCCGCCACAAACCUGUAUGUGUUUAUAUCCACCACACCAACUCCAGCAGAGAGCUUUAUCAGGGGGGGAGAGAAAGGGUGGCACCAACGACGGACGGAAGAGGACGCACCACAGCCAGAGCGCACAGUGUUGUGUUUGUUGGACACACACAUGCCAGCGAAAACUAGCACUAUCCAGACCUAAGGAAUUGCUUGAGAUUAGAAGACACCGCUGUUUGGUGGGUGGUUUUUUUUUAAUCCCACCGAGGAGAUCCAAGGGUUUUCUGUAUUGCUCUGGGGAUUUUCGCCUUCUUUGCUCUAAGGGAAUGCGAGGGGAGGAAAUCCAGCCUCAGCUCCAAAUAUCUAGAGACUCCUAACUGGGUCUCCUCUCCAAACGCAGGAAAUACGGCCUGGGAUAAAAGUUUGGGAGCUUUUUGGAAAGUGGAGGAGGCUUGUGGCGGACGACUUGCACACGUUUUGCGACUUUUUAAAACCGGGAACGUUUUCUGCUUUUGGCGCUUCUGGUUUUCUACAGAGGAGGAGAAGAAAAGCAUUAAGAUGUUACACGCCGUCGGUGUUGUUAUUUGCAACAGUUUUGAUCAUCACUAUUUAUAGACCAGCCUGUUCCGACCGAGGGUGUUCCUCAUAGCUGUAUGUUUUGCCAACUGCGCGCAACAAGUUGCAGACACUCCCAGCAGAGGCAAACCUACGCUAAUUUGGGCCAGCGGAUGGUAGCCUAUUUUCUGCUCUUCUCUGUUCUGAUCAUGCGUCUUUGAAUAGCGCAUACCCCCUCCCCGAGCCCCUCUUUGGAAGGCAGAGGGGAAACAAACGGUGGAGAUCCGGAGAGGGAGUUCAGGAAAGGACGGGGCUGGAUCCGUGGGAAUAGGCCUGCCUGUCAGGCCUCUUAUGAUCUGGGUUUUGGACUGGACAGGACUGCGAAAUAACUCGGUGUGGAAUAUUUGCAAGGGCCCGCUGUAAAGAUAAAAGGGGAAUAUAUGGGAAUAAGAAAUGCAAAUCCUUAGCAGCCUGAGCCAUGCAAUGACAGUGGAUGUAGUGGAAGGUAAAGCCGCAUUCAUUACAGAGCUUAAUGACAAACUUUAAAAAGGAAAUAAGGGAAUUAAACGUUUGCCCUUAUUUUAGGCAAACAAGAAUUUAAAUAUUUAGUACUUAAAAACAUACAUUCUGUGUAAAGGGAGAAUAAAGCUCAUACAUUACCUUUUUGAAAACAGUUUACUUCUUUUGAUCCUUUACAAUGAGGGAAUUUAAAGUGUCCACGCGUUUUCGUGUCAGCACUACUUGUUCAUAACACAGACUUUAGGGGUUUUUGUUGUUUUUUUAAACAAGGAGUGUAAAGGGAUCAUUUGUCCCGCAUGUUGUGGAGAUAAAAAGGGACAGAGUAACUUUUGUAGCCAGAAGCCUGUUGACAGUCUAAAUCUAGCAUCUGCUCACACAAUGAAACAUUCGCCUUGAAUGCUUUCCCCCCUACCAAACAAACAGUGCUAUUGUGGAAUGAGGGAACUCGUAAGGGUUUUUUUCCCUAACGGCAUCUAACUGUAAUGUCAGUAGUACCGAAAUAUUGCGCACACUCAGAGGAGGUCAUUUCCAGUCAUGUAACGACAGGGCCGACUUGAUAAAGGCACAAAAACAGAUGCAUCACUAAAUGCUCCUUUCCGAGAAGGAUGUUCUAUUCAGGAGGCAGAAAGAGUGAUGACGGUGUUUUUACCGCAGCUGGAGAGAAAGCCGGGCUCAUACCCAGAGCCUCUUUGGAGAAGGAUACAUGUAAUGUGAGUACUGACGCAAACCCGGGGUCGGAUAAUGGACUGCUCAAGAAACUGGAACGGCGCGUCUUAUGUGAGUGAGUGUGCGGGCUGCUGCGUGCGUAGCAAAUACGUCUGUCCCGUGCUCACCAUUCAUGCAGUGUGAUUAUUCCAACAAACACCUUUGCUCUCGCUUCCCCUCUGUCUGCCUGUUUGUCACUCCAUCACCGCCGCCUCCUCCCUUCUCUGCGUGCCACUUGUGCCCACGCACCGCGUCUAAUUGCCUGAGCAAUCAUCGGGAGAUAUCAACAUAAAAUAUUAAUAUCUGACACCUCGUCUCCGCGUCACACCAGUCAAUAUGGCCACUCUACAGCAUCAUCGGCAGCUUCUUAUGCGUGACACGGAGGUGGCAUGCGACUCCAGCGGGGACGGCGCCGUGACAGUGCGGAUUACCAACAGUGCGCCACGUGUGCAUCAACAUGAGCCCCUGAGGGCUGCCAACAGUGGAGCAGGAGGAGGAGGAGGGGCUGCUGCCCGUGGGGCUGUGAAUAAAACGAACCCUAACACCCACAAAUGCAGCAUCUCCUCCAGCUGCAGCUCGGCAGACUCCAGACCGGCUGUGACCUCCACAUCCAGGGUUCACAGGAAGGUACCGCAACUGUUUGAACGCUCUGCUGCUCAGUGCUGGGACCCCAAGUUCGACUCUCCCAUCCUGGAGGAGGCGUGCCAAGAGAGGUGCUUUCCUCAGACCCAGCGGCAGUUCCGUUAUGUGCUGUUCUACCUGGCAGUAGCAUCUGUGCUCUGGGGGGUGUACUUUGGGGUCAGAAGUGACUGCUGCAACCCCGUCACCUUCCUAACCCCUACAGCCUUCUUUUUAGUCUUACUAGUGCUCCUUUUUUUGUUUACUUUCACAAAGUCAUACACGUUGCUGUACAACCAAACCUCCUUGCUCCUGAUAGCGUUUACCUUCGCCAUCACAUUAGCUCCACAGAUACAAACCGAUGGCUACACUGGGCUGGAGAGGGCCGGUGGUGGGAAUGCCUCACAUCCCUUACAGGACAGCACACCAGUAUGUUCAUCCCCUUGUAUUUCCUCUGUGGGAACCUUUUCUUUGUGCAUGGAGGUGCUGUUGAUUUUAUAUAGUGUCCUCCAUGUCCGCCUGUAUGCCUCUGUGAUGUUGGGGCUGCUGUAUUCUAUAUUAUUUGAGGCAUUAGGAUGGCUGCCGUUCCUUCAAAAGACUUCUGACACUCUCCGUUGGCUGGGACCCGCCAAAGCUCUGCUCCAUUUGUGUGCCCAUGUGAUUGGCAUCCAUUUGUUCAUUAUGUCAGACGUGCGUUCUCGCAGCACGUUUCUCAAAGUGGGCCAGGCUAUCAUGCAUGGCAAGGACUUAGAGGUUGAGAAGGCCUUGAAGGAGCGCAUGAUCCACUCAGUCAUGCCACGACCGGUCGCAGACGAGCUGAUGAAGCAGGGUGACGAUGAGGGCGGUGGUGAGAACUCUGGAAAGAGAUAUUCCUCUGGUGCCUGCUCAGCCUCAGCAGUUUCAGUGAGUGGCGGAGGGGGCAGUGGAGCUUCACAAUCCCAAAGUGUCACAAACUCCAAGAAUAACCCCCACAACAAUCACAAACGCAAAAAGACCUCAAUCCCUAGUGGGCAGAUAAUAUUUAGGCCUUUCAACAUGAAACGCAUGGACCCUGUCAGCAUCCUUUUCGCAGACAUUGUGGGUUUUACCAAAAUGUCUGCCAACAAGUCGGCACCGGCCUUGGUGGGCCUUCUCAAUGACCUUUUUGGACGUUUCGACCGGCUCUGUGAGCUAACCUGUUGUGAAAAGAUCAGCACUCUGGGUGAUUGCUAUUACUGCGUAGCAGGCUGCCCUGAGCCCAGACCGGACCACGCCUACUGCUGUGUAGAGAUGGGCUUAGGCAUGAUCCAAGCCAUCGAGCAGUUCUGCCAGGAGACACGUGAGACGGUCAGCAUGCGUGUUGGAGUCCAUACAGGCACCGUCCUGUGUGGGAUUCUUGGAAUAAAACGCUUUAAAUUUGACGUAUGGUCAAAUGAUGUCAAUUUGGCUAACUUGAUGGAGCAACUGGGUGUGGCAGGAAAGGUUCACCUAUCAGGAGCCACUGCCGGAUUCCUGGAUGACCGUUACCUGAGAGAAGAUGGACGUGUGGCAGAGAGAGCCGGGCCGAGCGUGAUGGAGAAACUGAAGGAACUGAAAACCUACCUGAUAUCAGGGAGGAAGCCGGAUCAUGAUGUGCAGUGUGGCUGUUCUCAGAUGGCACUGCCAGGUGAGGAUUUUGAAGGAGUCAGCCGCUCCUCCUGUCCUCCCACCCACACACCAGACCUCAUACCUGGAGGGGCGAAGGCCGCUGAGCCUCCUUUGCCACACCAACCACCUGACCGGAUUGGGCCUCCCUGUGUGUUUCAUAACACGGUCCUGUCUUCCGUGGCAGAGCAGGGUGAUGAUGUGGCUGUGCUGAAUGGCUGCCAGGAAGAGCACAAGAUUAGCAGUGCCAAGUUUAUCCCAGGUCACAGCCCCAGGGCAGUCAACGGCCUGCUGAGUCCACCGCUGGAGGAACCAGUGCGGGCCAGUCAGAGUUCUCUAUGUGACACGGGAACUGGCACCAGUCUCGGCAUGGCUGGGGGCACGGGGGCAGCAGGUACAGGCAUGGAUCACUCUGCCUUGAUACAGUUGCGUGCCAAGAACUACAGACAGAAGAGCGACGCCCAUUUCGUGGAUGUUAUAGGGGAGGACAGUCUAAUGAAGGAUUACUUUUUCAAACCACCCAUCAAUAAGAUCAGCCUUAACUUUCUAAAGAGCCCUCUGGAAAAAGCCUAUCGGAGCAGCUACAAGAAAGAGGUCAGAAACAUGGUUCCGGUGCAGACUUUUGCAAGCACUACCUUCAGCUCCUUAUUGGAUGUCCUCCUCAGCUGUUUUGUCUUCCUGGCCCUCACCCUGGCCUGCUUUCUUCCACCUCUCAUGAGCUCAUCCACUCCGGCUACCGCUGCCCUGGCCUUGGCUCCCCUGGCCGGUCUCUUUGAGCUGGCGUCCUUGGUGCUCUCCAUACGCAUGGCCUUCUACUUGGAGGAGGUGAUGAGCUGUACUCACUCCCUCCUCCUGGUAGUUUCUGGCUGGGUCUCUCGUCACGUGAUCGGUGCCGUGUUGGUCUCUCUCCCUGCCAUCUCUGUCUUGUCCCACCUCACUUCAGGUGAUCAGCUGCAACCUCAGGUGACCAUGUUCCUGUGCUGUGCCACCAUCCUGGCCAUCAUCCAGUUUUGUAACUUCUGUCAGCUGAGUUUCUGGAUGCGCUCAAUCCUGGCCACUGCUACAGGGGUUGCUUUGCUGCUGCUGCUGUUGUUGUGCAGUCCUCUGGAUGGGGAAAGCUCGAGUAAUAACAGCUUAGCAGUUCAAGGACCAAACACCUCAACAUUGAUUGACGGCAGUUCAGAAAAUGGUCCUAAGAUGUUUUCUGACCUUUUGAUCUCAGAGGCCAUCCUGGCCUUCUUCUUGCUUCUUCUCCUGGUGUGGUUCCUCAACCGCGAGUUUGAGAUCAGCUACCGUCUCCAUUACCAUGGCAACGUCGAGGCUGACAAGCACCGCACCAAGAUCCAGAUGAUGCGAGAUCAGGCUGAGUGGUUACUCGGCAACAUCAUCCCCAUCCAUGUCGCUGACCAGCUCAAGGUGACCCAGAGCUACUCCAAGAACCACGACAGUGUGGGUGUGAUCUUUGCCAGUAUUGUGAACUUCAGUGAGUUUUAUGAAGAGAGCUAUGAAGGUGGAAAAGAGUGCUACCGUGUCCUGAAUGAGCUGAUUGGAGACUUUGACGAACUCCUUCGCAAACCUGAAUUCUCAAGCGUGGAAAAAAUCAAGACAAUCGGGGCCACCUACAUGGCUGCGUCGGGACUGAACGUCGAGCAGAUGGCUGAGAAUGAAUCGGAUUCUCCGCAUGCUCACCUCAUGGCCCUUUUCAACUUUGCCCUUGAGAUGAUGGGAGUCCUGGAUGAUUUCAACAAGAAUAUGCUAGGCUUUGGGUUUAAGCUCCGCAUUGGAUUUAACCAUGGUCCCCUGACGGCAGGGGUCAUCGGCACCACAAAGCUACUCUAUGACAUCUGGGGAGACACAGUAAACAUUGCCAGUCGCAUGGACUCCACCGGCGUGGAGUGUCGGGUGCAAGUGAGCGAGGAAAGCCAUGCUGUGCUCAGUGCCAUGGGUUUAGAGUUUGACUAUAGAGGUACUGUGAAUGUUAAGGGCAAAGGUCAAAUGAGGACUUUCCUUUACCCAAAAAGUGGGGAAAGUAUAUACCAGGAUCAAGCAGAGCAGGCUGUAAGAGUUGGACCCUCGUCCCUGGUAUUACCUGCCAGUGAGACUUCAGUUGCCCAGCCUGUGGCUGCCCCUUCCACCUCUUCCACUCCUCCCUCCUCCUCUCUUUCCACGCUCUCUACUCAACCCCAAUGUGCUGUAAGGCCUCCAGGAGUAGGCCCUGAGCCUGUCUCAGUUAAGCCCACAGAAGUGAGGGAGGAAGGAUAUAGGGACGCUGGACAGCCCCCUGCCACAGACGUUCACACCCCUCCCCAUUCUGAACUAGGCCCAGAGCCCAGUGGUGCACAAGGCCCCUCCCAGGUGCAGCCAGCUCCUCUCGCGCUUCAAGAAGAGGAGGAUGAAGAUGAGGAAGCGAAUGAGCUAACUAAACUCAAUGAGGAGUUUUAUGCUCGUCUCUGAUCCCUUCUGUCUCCUCCCGCAGUCUUCUAUUCCUCUUACUGCCCCCAGCUGCUGCCUCCCCAGGACUGAUUACUGAUGUUGGCGGGAUGUCUUUUCCUUUAAGCAAGUGUCUUUGGCAUGGAAGACAGACUGGUCACGUCAAAAACAAAACCGGUGGAUGCAGUGGCUAUAAGAUUGUACUCGAUGUCUUUCAUGGGAGUGUUGCCUGAGUCCUGGGGCGGGUUUUACCUGUGUUGAGCACAGCAGUUUAUGAUGGCGAACAAGCUGAAAAGGGAAAGAGGGAUUUGUUGGUGGUGUUGUUGUUGAUGCUUUUGUUAUUAAGUGCCUUCAGGACUAGAACAGUGAACAAAAAUAUGAAUACUGAACAAGUUUUAACAAUGUUUGACUACAGAACAUGCUGUGGUUUCUUAUUUCAUGCUUUUAUUUUGAAUGCAAGUAUUUCUUACAGAAAUCAUUAUUGUUGUGCCAUAUCAACUGUUUUAACUUGAUCAAAGUCCUGACCUUACUUAAGGGAAAAUUAUUUUAGAUUUUAUAUAAGUGCCAAUGCAGAAUGACAGGUGGAGCAGGAAACUUUGGGAAGAAUGAGGGAAUCACAUGAAGCAGUGUUAAUUUAUGUAUUGUGCUUUGACAUCAGGGCUUAAUACAGUAUUCAUUUGUGCCAGAGUCUCACUUUCAAGGGACAUGCAGGCUGCAGAGAUUUUAGUUUGUGUAGCAGCUCAAUGCACAUAUUAAGCAAAGGUCUUGCACAGUGUUUUUCUUUUUUUCGACCACUUGUAUUCAGUAGUUAUUACCAAUAAAUAGCUUUUAAGAAACUUUAAACAGAGGUGAGAGAAUCAAAAGCACAAAAUCUAAUCAGAUAAGGGACAGAUAAGGUGGUUUGAAAAAGUGAGACCAUCACAAAUGCAGGAAGGCACUUUAAAUAUACUGGGAUCUGUCUUUCAGGUAUUAAACGCUCACCUCUCGCACACAUGUCCAAUUUUACAGGUAGUGUAAAAUUGUCUCGAUGCGAGCUAGCUGAUAUUUCAGCUUUUUCUUUGAUCAGCAACCACUCCUUUAUAUGGCGGGCUGCUUGGAAGACCAAAUAUCUUUCUGGUGAUAUUUUGUAUUUUUGUUUUGACCAAAUAAAAAGAAUGAAGAGGAAGCCAGCAGCGUGUUGGCCUGUCUCUGAAUACUGCCACUCUCCCAUUUGCUCCUACUGGAAUCCUGAUAAAUAGCCAAAAUACGAGAAUCACUCAUUCAAACUACCAUAAAUUGAAUACUCCCAUUUACCAUACUCACAUUCACACCAACAACACAGAUUUCACUCAUUAUUAAUUAUAAGAGAGUCCUAAUAAUGCUGGGAGGUAGUAUGAUACUUGCAAGUAUUGGCAGCAUUGGCAGCUUUAAUUUUGUUUUCAUUGGAGUCAAUAAGUCAAAUACAGAAUAUCACCAUUCCUGUCUUCUGAUGAGGUGAGCGCUUGAUACUUGAAGGAUUUCAGGUGAAGUAUAACUUUAAAUGGGACUGUGAGGGACAAUCACUGCAUAGUUCUUGGUCAGUGAUGGGGUGGUCCACAGGCUGUUGGCGUGGGUUUAAAUUUAGAGAUGAGUGACAGUUUCCACAGUACUGUGUGUAAAACCUCAGACUCAAAUCUUGUGACUUUUCUUUAAUUUCUGUUGCCUUCAUUGCUAAAAGAAAAAAAAAAUCUAAACAAUGGUCAGCCCAUCUGUGCAGAUUACCCAACAGAUCAUUGUCGUCUGCCUUUAUCUUUGUGAUUUGCUGUUGAAAGAUUGGGACUUAUUACCUUGAUCCUGUCACAGUCUUUUCACCAAUCGGGGCCUCUACUGAAUUAAUAAAAUUGUGCCACUUUAAUUGAGUGAUUAUGGGUGCAGUGCAGCCUAAUCUAGCUGAUUGUUUGUGGUGCCUGAAAGUAUGACUGUAUUAUUUUUUUUAGUUUUUGGUUUCCAGAAAGUUUUUCUUCUUUCAUUUUUUUUUUUUUUUUUUAAUUUUUUUUUUUACCAAGCUGUCAUUAUGCAGAGGAUAGAUUGUGAUUGUAUAUUUGAGAAAAUUAAUGGUCAUUGUGUGCAGGUUUUGUUUCUUUUUUGAUAAAUUCCAGAUAUUUUUUUUGUGCUUCUUUCCAGUUCUUUCCUGCUGACACAAACCAGCCAUCUGGAAAAGUGUGGUGGUGCUCCCAUUAAAUCGCUUGCUCGUUUCUCUUUUCUCUUUCCUCACUUCGUGCUUUGUCUUUUCUCCUGAAAGCACGUGUUUCUCUCUUAUAUUUCCUAAGUGUGUGAGAAAUAUAAGGUUUUACGUCAACUCAAUCAUAUAAAAAAGAUAGAAAUGGGGACAGUUUGCUAUUGCCUUAUCCAUAGAUUAUUCAUUUUCAGCUUUCACCACCACAUGUUUAAAAAAUUAGUCAGCAGUUGGGUUAGAUGGACUUUCUCUGUUCAGAAAUCUGUCCACAUGCAAAAAUGCCAAAAUGACAAGAAGGAUGAGUUAUGUAGCUGUCGGGACCUGUAGCAAAACAUGUUUAUUUACCUCUUUCACUAAGCUCUCUGGACAUACACGGCCUGUGCCUUUUGAAUGUGGACUAUGUUUAAUCAUAGCAUCAACUAUCAUAAUCGUUGUAGCAUUAAUACCCUGAAAUUCCAAAGAGGUUUCUCCAGAAGCCGUCACUGCAGACGCUGAAAUAGUUAAAUGAGUCCUGCUUUUGUUGCCCAGAAUCAUUAUUUUUUGAAAGAUUUACACUACUUGUGCAUUUUCUCCACUUGCUCUUGUUUGCCAAAUCUAAUGAAGCAUAGCACACAAUGUAACACAAAUAAAGGAGAAUAUCGAGUAUCAGCUGUGAAGGAAAGUUCACCGUCUUGUUGCCUUGCGUUGUUAGAUGAUCUAUGGGAUUUUUAGGCCAUGUGCCUGCAGCCCUACCAUGCACAGCAGUGACACUAACUAGCCAUAGAUCUGAGGUGGCGUAGGAAGAACUCCACAGGUUUGUGGGUGCACAUCCUCUCCAGUAGCACUAAUCUGUACACACACAUAUAAAUAAAAUAUUACACGCUGCUGACUUAUGUGAUCUGGGGUGCAGUAGGGGGAGAUGUGUGUGAGUGAGACUUGUUUGCAUGUGAGUAGUUUCCUUCUUUGCUAGUCUCCUUAUUUUUUGUUUGAUUCUGUACUAUACUGCCAUCCUAUUUCAUUUCAAUGUCAUUCUACAUAUAUGUUAAUUAUUAUGCAGAUAUUUCCAGUAUUCAGGAAAUUCAAAUCACUAAGCUUUGCUCUUUAAAGGUUACCUGAAUACUGUCCUUCUUUGACAGUGUAUUUAUAAAUGAUUUGUUUCAGUUUUGGCAGAAGCUAGUUCUCCCGUUUUAAAAAAGGAUAAGUUCAUGGCAUUCAGUCAUCUCUUUUUUUUCUUUCUUUUCUUUUUGCAGAAGUGUGAUUCUGCUUUAUGACAGAGAAAUAAGGGAAAUACAUAAAGGCAUAGAGUGUCAGCACUUAAGCAUCACAUUGUCACUCAUUUUAAAUUAUGUCAGCUGCACGUCUUUUCAUUAUAAUUUGCAAGUAAAUUCUACCCGUAUGUGUUCUAAGUUACACUGGGACAGAUUUUAAACAGUGUUGUUUGAUUUGAAAUGUAUUUGUUUUAUGUUCAUGAAUGAGAUGUAUAAUGUACGUUUUGUGCACAUUACCCAUGUAUCAUUUAUCAACACGUGAUAGUAAUCUGUACACAUUUGCACAAAGCGCUCAGUGUUUGUACAUAUGCAGUUAUUUUGUCACAUAUGAUUUUUUUUUUAUACAUGUGCAUGUGU
Molecule: messenger RNA, 10315 nt
Organism: Pelmatolapia mariae (spotted tilapia)
Lineage: Eukaryota; Metazoa; Chordata; Actinopteri; Cichliformes; Cichlidae
Gene: adcy9a
Product: adenylate cyclase 9
Exons: 11
Coding region: 2183-6541 (1452 amino acids)
Biological process (GO): adenylate cyclase-activating G protein-coupled receptor signaling pathway; cyclic nucleotide biosynthetic process; intracellular signal transduction
Cellular component (GO): plasma membrane
Molecular function (GO): adenylate cyclase activity
Source: RefSeq, a predicted model, not a curated record